UGCGGAUUUGGGCCCGGCGGGCAGAGAGCGUAUGGGCUCCAUCUGUCCUGCUUGCGCAUUGAAUUGCCAAAGCGCCUGCAGCGGCGAAGGGAGCACAGAGACUCCCAUGGCUCCAAGUGCAGGUGAUGAGGCCUUCUUCAACAAGUUCUCCCGGCAAAAUGCCGCCUUUGGUGCAGAGGUGACCAUGAAGAUGACCAAGAUGAAGAUUUUGGUGGUCGGAUGCAGCGGCGUCGCUGUGGAGAUCGUGAAGAAUCUGGUUUUGCAAGGGCUGGGGGGAGUCACCUUGAUCGACUCGAAGCCAGCAAAGAUCCAGGACUUGGGCACCAACUUCUUUUUGUCGGAGGCUGACAUCGGGAAGCCUUUGGACACUCUGCUGGUCCCUAAAUUCCAGGAGCUCAACCCUUUUUGUGACAUCCGGACGGCCAGCGAGCUCAAUGCUGAGGUGGUGCAGCAGCACAGCGCGCUUCUCAUUUGCGAGAGCAUGCCGCUGCCCACGCUGCUCCAGUGGAACGAGUACUGCCGGAAUCAGCCAAAGCCUGUGGCAUUCCUCUACGUGCGCACGGGCGGUGUCUUCGGCAACGUCUUUGUGGACUUUGGGCCCUCGCACAUCCUCGCGGAUGCAAACGGGCAGGUGGCGUUCGUUGCAGCGGGGCCCUCGCCCAAACCUGUACUGGCAGGGAGCCACCUGCGCGCUCGGCCAGAGGCGCACGGGCGCGGGCUGGAGCGCUCUGGUCUGGAGCGCUGCACCGGCGUGGCGCUGGGAGGUGCUCUGCUCGCUUUGCGGCGCAAGCGGGGUCGCAGAACAUCCGCAAAGGCGUUCGGAAAGUUCAUCGGCAACGUUUUGCCGUGGCUGGAUGAGAAGCAGGGCUCUGGGUCAGAAGCCAGCGGCAAGACUUGGAAAGAGCUGAUUCAGCUGAAGGACCUUGGGUCCAGUUCUUUUGACAAGGCUCUUCAAGUGAACCUGGACUCCUCCAUCUAUGGCAGCUUCGCGGAAAUCGGCGCCGGCCAGGAGGUGUCCAGAACCUUCCUGACUGCGGGGGCAGCAGCUGGAACGGUUGCACGAUCCCUCUCAGCCUAUGACAUGCAGAUUUCGGAUGUGACUUAUGGCAAAGCAAAGCGAUACGUCACCAAGGAGCGGCUAGGGCAGAUGCUGAAGACAGAGUACGACACUCUGGAGGCCAGCAUCCGGGAAGAGAAGGGCCCACAGACUCGCUUCUUUGCAGUGGCCACCACCUUGGCCGCGAAGGCCUACAUGUCCAAUCGUGAAUGCGAGGGCUGGGUUGGCAUGACCUUCCAGCACCAGGCUGGUGCCCAGCCGAGCACCGUGCAGCUUCAUGUUCGCAUGGCCGACGAGACGGCGCAGCUGCAGGGCGAGGCCAUCGGCCGACUGGGUACAAAUCUGGUGUACCUGUGCAACUUCGCGAAGGACCCAGUCGUCAUCACUUCCUUCCUCCUUGACGGCAUCGAGGAGGGCCGCCUGGAAGUGGACUUCGUGGAGUUCACGGGGCCCGCCUUCCCCAAGGAGAAGAUGGACUAUCGCUUGCUGGCGAUGAAAAUGGUUGAGUUCAAAGUCGCUCCUUCCGUGCUCUUGGUCUAUGACGAACAGAAAGGAUCGUACGUCCACGCUGUGCCCAACAACUCCUUUUACAAGACUCCCGUGGUGGUGCAGAGGUCGCGCUUCAGACCGGUGACCUUCGCGCACCGCGAGGUGAUCGAGGCGGCGUCCAAAAAGCUCAGCCGAGAGCUGGGCUCGGACUCGCGGCCGGUGAUGCAGAUGUUGGACUUCCAGAUCGACGACAUCGUGCGGCCCAGCAACCUGCUGGGCACCGAGGGCCGUUUGCGGCGCACCCGCGCCGCGGUGCAGGCCGACCUCGACGGCGACGGCAUGCUCUCGCUGGCCGGCCUUGAAAAAGUUUUCGCGCAGAAGCUUCCGGCCGAUGAAGCGAAGCAGUUGGCAAAGGACGUGGAUUUGGACAACAAGGGCAAAGUGAUGGUGGACCAAGUGCUCGGUUGGACGGACAAAUCGGUGAACAACGCGGAGUUCCUCGACCGCUUCAGGAUGCUGGAGUCCCUGAAGCUGCCGGUGCUGGUGUCCGGUGUCGGGUCGGACGCCGAGCUCUCGGCGUAUUUGGCGAGAUACACCAACGCGCCGAUCGUCCUGGCGGCUGCGGACCCAGUGGGCGGAGGCAACUACGACAUUGCUCGUGGGAUCUUCAACUCGAAGAUCUACGACGACUACAACGGCGGCAUGUUGGAGGCUGAAGCAAUCCAAGAUUGGGUCUUGGGGCAGAAGCGAGAAGCGCCGUUGAGCCAGGCAUUUGGGAAGCUCUUCGCCGGCAAUGUGCGGAUAUACCAGUAUCCCAACAUCAGCGGGGAGGGGGAGGUGUCGAGCGAGGUGGAGAUCAACGGCACCACUGCAGACUUGCACAAGUACCUGGUGGGGGAGGGCAAGAUUGUCCCGGGCCCAGCAUCCGGCGGCACUUGGGUGGGUCUUUUGCGGACGCCCAAAAUGAGUAGUCGGGGGCCUUGCCCCGCAAAUAAAUUGCUUCAUACAUACCCCCCACCCUACAUUUUUUUUCAUCUUCCAUCUUCUACCCUUAUUUGUUUUCAUCAUUUUUCUACAUUCCUUUCUGUCCAUCUCAUCCGUUUUUUUUAUCAUCAUUUUUCCAAAAUUUUCGCCAUCCUUUUCUCCUUCCUCCUCGCCUCAUUCAUUUCACCAACUACCCUCCAAAAUGUCAUUUCCUCAAUCUCCUCGCCUCAUCCAUUUCAAAAAAAUAAAUUUUGCAAAAUAUAUUGCAAAAAAUAUUUGUCAUCAAAAAAAAAUCGAACUGUCUAA
This is a messenger RNA of Effrenium voratum, 2836 nucleotides long. The record is from the annotation of a GenBank genome assembly. Lineage: Eukaryota; Dinophyceae; Suessiales; Symbiodiniaceae.